AUCAUUAUUGUCUUUAAGAUCCAAAGUGACUACUGAAAGACAUACUAGGCAAAGAGAGAGAGCCAGCUAGUAACAACUAAGCAUGAUUUUGAACCUCUCUAACUAAAAACUCUCAAUAUAUAACCAACUAAUCAUAUUUUCUUUGCAUCUAUCCAAUAAAGAAUGGCUUUUCUGCAAGACAAAAUACUCUAUUCAGGUCUCCUAGUCUUCUGCAUGACCAUAUUGGUGUCUUCACAUAGUAGACCUUACUCGCCCUCAGGUGUUGCACAUUUAACAGAUUACUUUCCACAUGUCUCAAUUUAUCAAGGCUUUUCUAAGUCCUUUGGAGGCUCAAAUAUCCAGCUAAUCAGUAAUGGUUCUAUGGCCAAUCUUGCUCUUGACAAAACAUCAGGAGCUGGAUUGGUCUCAAAAAACAAAUAUUACUAUGGAUUCUUCAGUGCUGCAAUUAAGCUGCCAUCUGGUCUCUCAUCUGGAGUUGUAGUAGCCUUCUAUUUGUCAAAUGCAGAUACUUUCCCUCAUACCCAUGAUGAGAUUGACAUAGAGCUGCUUGGUCAUGAGGAAGGAAACGACUGGGCCUUCCAAACAAAUAUAUACGCUAAUGGAAGUGUAAGCACUGGAAGGGAAGAGAAAUUCUAUCUCUGGUUUGACCCAACAGAGCAGCAUCAUCAAUACAGCAUCAUCUGGAACAGCUAUCAUACAGUGUUUCUAGUGGACAACAUACCUGUAAGAGAGUUUAUUCACAAAAGUGCCUUCCCUUUUGUUUAUCCAUCAAAACCCAUGUCAGUUUAUGCAACAAUUUGGGAUGGCUCAGCGUGGGCAACUCAUGGAGGAAAAUACCCAGUAAAUUACAAAUAUGCUCCAUUUGUAGUUUCUUUUGCAAAUGUGGAAAUGAGUGGCUGCAUAUGGAAUCCAACAGCUCCAGUUUCUUCAUGUUCUAAGGCUGGUACUUCUAGUUAUGACCCUGUUGAGGGACCAGAGUUUGUUAAGCUAUCAAAGCAGCAGAUUGAAGCAAUGGACUGGGCAAGAAGGAAGCUAAUGUUCUACUCUUAUUGUAAAGAUAAACCCAGAUUUAAGGUCCUGCCACCUGAGUGCAAGUAAAAGAUAUUUUGGCAUUCAUAUUUAUUAUUUAGUCAUUUGUGAAAGUGCAAUUGAAUAACGUUGAAAGGCAUUUUCACACUAAGAACACUACUGAUAGAUAUCAAAUAAACCAAAAUGUUUAUAUGGUA
Quercus robur (English oak) is the source of this 1226-nucleotide messenger RNA. RefSeq names its product probable xyloglucan endotransglucosylase/hydrolase protein 33. Gene Ontology annotation, cellular component: apoplast; cell wall. Lineage: Eukaryota; Viridiplantae; Streptophyta; Magnoliopsida; Fagales; Fagaceae. The transcript has 4 exons. Bases 163 to 1098 code for a protein of 311 amino acids. Gene Ontology annotation, biological process: xyloglucan metabolic process; cell wall biogenesis. Gene Ontology annotation, molecular function: xyloglucan:xyloglucosyl transferase activity; hydrolase activity, hydrolyzing O-glycosyl compounds. The record is from RefSeq and is a predicted model, not a curated record.